Protomyces lactucae-debilis is the source of this 1720-nucleotide messenger RNA. RefSeq names its product WD40-repeat-containing domain protein. Gene Ontology annotation, biological process: proteasome-mediated ubiquitin-dependent protein catabolic process. The coding region runs from base 111 to 1673 and encodes 520 amino acids. Lineage: Eukaryota; Fungi; Ascomycota; Taphrinomycetes; Taphrinales; Protomycetaceae. The record is from RefSeq and is a predicted model, not a curated record. Gene Ontology annotation, molecular function: protein binding. Gene Ontology annotation, cellular component: GID complex. The transcript has a single exon.
ACGACGACGACCAACCACCACACAACGCAGCACUGGCGACACGAGCAGCGCUGAAGCGUACUAAUUCAUCCUGCGCAUCGUCCCCCGGCAAGCGAGUACGCCAGGAGGACAUGAAGCAGGGACAGAACGGCCAUGCGCCCAAGCAGGACGAAGAAAUCACGCGCCUCAUGAUUCAAGCGCUCGGUGAUAUGGGCUACACGGGUGUGAUGCAUGCGCUGAGUGAUGCAUCUGGCGUACGUGUUGAGAGUCCCGUUGUUCUAGCAUUUCGACAAGCGAUGCUCUCUGGUAGCUGGCAAGAAGCGCUCGUAUCGCUGCAGCAGCUUGAACUUGCAGACGCAGCGCAUCACAAGGCAGUCUUGUUUCUGAUCUAUGAACAGCAGUUCCUGGAGCAGCUCGAGCAAGGCUUCUCAUCACAAGCGCUACAGACGCUGCGGCUCCAACUGACGCCGCUAAAGCACGAUCGUGCACGCCUUCAUUUCCUUUCAUCGUUGCUCAUGACGGCGCCUACAGAGUUGUGUACGAAGGCAAGCUGGUCAGGCAGUAGUGGCGACUCGCGUGCAGCGCUCCUUCGCAAAGUAUCGCGGUACAUUGCACCAGGCAGUAUGAUGCCUGAACGACGCCUUCAGCAGCUCCUUGCAGGUGAACGACAACGGCAGGCGCGCGCGUGUCAUUACCAUACAGGUGUUCGACCGGUUUCAUUACUGGCGGCUGAGCACACAUGUGAUCGUGAAACAUUCCCACUGGUUGCAACACACAUCUUGGCAGAUCACAUGGAUGAAGUAUGGCAUGUCCAGUAUUCGCCGCGUGGACGGUAUCUAGCGAGUGCGUCUCGGGAUGGACAAGUCAUCUUGUAUGAGACGGCCGGGUACAAGAUCAAGACACGGUUACAGUCUCGAACGCUGCAGGUGGGUCAAACUUCAGGUGUGUCGCACUUGGCCUUUUCAGCGGAUGAGGAGAUGCUGCUGAGUUGCCAGCAGGACAAUACGCUGUGUAUAUGGGAUCUCAAGACUGGCUUGCUCCUCAAUCAACUCUCCCAUCUACACAAGGAGCCGCCGAGUGCUGCUGUUUUUGUACCGGACAGCAGUGGGCGAUUUCUGAGUGGUGGUCUCGACAAGCGGAUUUACUUGUUUAGUGCGGCAGGUGAAGUCCUCGAGAGUCUCGAGACGGGUCGGAUCUAUGAUUUGCAGUGCACGCCUGAUGCGCAGUACUUUGCAACGAUUGAUACCAAUGCACAUCUGAGCGUGUAUGCACUCGAAGGUAUGAAGCGUGUGGCACAGCUGGAUAUGGGCGAGGAACUGACGAGCCUUGCAGUGAGCAAGGAUGGUUCGCGUCUUCUCGUGAAUGUCAAACCCAUGCCCACGGGAACAGCCAUGCUGCAUGAGUUUUCCAUACCGUCACUCAAACGACUGCGUACGCUCUACGAGGGACCUAUGCAAAGUCAAUUUGUGGUACGAGCAGGGUAUGGCGGUGAGGAUGAGCAAUUUGUGCUGAGUGGCAGUGAAGAUGGGAGGAUCUAUGUCUGGCAUCGUGAGUCUGGUACGUUGUUGGAGCAACUCGAGGAACAUACACAGUGUGCUGGGAGCGUUUGCUGGCGACCCGGUGCACAGGCUGAGUGGGCGAGUGGCAGCGAUGAUGGGACGGUGAGGAUCUGGCAGACACGGUCACCGGAGUAGCUCAGUAGCAGGAUGAUAGAGUAUGAUGAUUGACCACAAAGCAAAAG